AAUAAGAAAGGGAUGGUACAAACUGUUAAUGUGAACCAUCACAAACAAACAAAAAAAAAGUUUCUCUCCAAAGCAUGGUCGCAUGGACAUGGCCUACGAAUGGUCAAACGCUGAAGCAUGUUCCAUGUUACAUGCUAUUAUUAUUCAUUUUGCAAAAAAAAAAACUACAAUGCCAAUGCUGCAGCAUGUACUACAACAUGCCAUUAAUGAAGGGGGAGUCUAUCUGAGUCUAGAGGCCUAGCGCAAAAAAAAAAAAAAUUAAAAAAAAUGACCGAACAAAAAAAAAGGGCCGACCAAACGAAAAAGAAAGAACCAGUUACACAACGCACACGUUCCCAUAGACAUCACCAUCAAAGAACAAAGAAAAUGAAAAAGGGCGAAAGUGAAGGAAAAAAAUGGACAAAGAAAACUACAGUGAAGUAUGAACGCAUGGUUGUGCUUAGCCAAUGCGGUAGAAAAUGGGGCCUGUGUGUAGCGUGCAUUUGUUUUUGCGUUGUUGCUGGCCUGAUAGAACAUGCUGUGUGUAUGCGUGUAAGUUCAAAAAAAGAAAAGGGAUCCCGUUGGUUGCGCAUUGUGCAUGGUUCAUGGUGCAUGGGGAAGGGAAUGGGGAGAGGGAGAUUCCACGGUUGUCGCCCUUUACCCUCUGUUGUUGACAUGCGGAUUUAUUUAUUUUUGUCAAUUAUAUAUCCCAUGCCUCUCCUUUUUUUUUUUUUUUUUUGCCCCGCAGACUGCUGCAUACGAAGCGGGACGGAAUUCAUUGUUUGCAUAUCUCGCAUACUCGCAUUGUGUACACUGUACAGCAGAAACCUUAGUAGUAGAAACCUUAGACUGUACCGCACAAAUAGACGAUAUCGUGGAUAAUUGAUGCGAUGCAUUGGAUAUGUUUAUAUUUCAUGGCUUGCAUCGUGAGGAUAGCAGGGUCGGUAGGAUGAGUAAAAUUGUCAAUC
Lobosporangium transversale is the source of this 947-nucleotide messenger RNA. RefSeq lists its product as hypothetical. The record is from RefSeq and is a predicted model, not a curated record. The transcript has a single exon. Lineage: Eukaryota; Fungi; Mortierellomycota; Mortierellomycetes; Mortierellales; Mortierellaceae. The coding region runs from base 268 to 861 and encodes 197 amino acids.